Messenger RNA from Penicillium mononematosum, 5982 nucleotides. RefSeq names its product Beige/BEACH domain protein. Bases 1 to 5982 code for a protein of 1993 amino acids. Lineage: Eukaryota; Fungi; Ascomycota; Eurotiomycetes; Eurotiales; Aspergillaceae. The transcript has 6 exons. The record is from RefSeq and is a predicted model, not a curated record.
AUGGCUCCGUCGGCACCCCUCCCUCCCUCCCCCUCCGGAUCGACCGAACGAUUGGCCGAAGAGCUAGCCCCAACCAUUGACCAGCUCAAGAACGCCGGUGCAGGCACCGCGAUCACUCUGUCCCAGGCUCUAUCGACGACCGAAUCUCUUCUCCGCCUGCGCCACACCUUCAUAGAUGAUGCACGUCCACGCACCGCCAAAGAUGCAUUCCGAUAUCUCCAGGGCUUUCAAACUCUGCUGACGCUAGCGGACCAGGUAGCUGAGCUCUACGACCCGGUACACAAAUCCAAGGAGGAAAGAAAAGACCUAUUGGGUAUCUUCAAAGAUAUCCUCGGUGUAUUGGCAGAGUGCCUGAAGGAUCAUUUUGGCAACAAGCGAUAUUUUGCUCGGAAGAUACCAGGGGGAGGCAUUGCUGCGCUGGAACGAAUUCUGACUGCACUGGUCAAGAAGAUAGACACAACUGAAGAUGACGCGCACCAUAUUUACGGCGCCAUUUUGGCAGCAGCUCUAUGCCAGGAGACUGUGUCGGGUAUUUUCGUAACACUGAGCACAAAUUUUUCCCAGAAUAGGGACUCUUCUUCUCCGAAAGACGUCCAGGAUGCUGUGGAUCAUUGCAUUGGGUCAGCAGAGACGGUGGAAGUGCCGGAACUACUUGGACCGUUCCUUCGUGUGUGGUUGAUGCACUCCUCUUUGUCAUCUGGAUAUGACAUAUUACGCCUGGCCUUGCCCGCAUGUCUCUGCCAAUUGGCCUCGCAGUCUCGGAGGAACGUCGUAGCCUUGCAUGCAACUGAGAUGCUCACCUCAAUCCUACCCCUCUUAUUCGAUGGUGGACGGUCAGACAGAGAGAAAGCAAUUUACCAAAAUCUCGCCCAAUUUCUCAGCGUCCAGGGCAUGAGUAGCUUGGACGAUGCUGUCGCCUUAUACCGCGGGGCGCAUGAUAACCCGCAAGUUCUAAAAGUCCUAUUGUCUGCUCUCAAAUCCUCUAAGGAGCCUCCGUCAAUACAGUUUGAUAUGUCCCGCCAUGGAUACUGUUCAGUCGAGUUCGCAACACUUGGUCGACCAUUCCCUCCUAUCAAUUCCUCCGGCUACACUCUGGCAGCCUGGGCCCGUUUUGACGAGUUCGAUCCCAACACGCAUACUACUAUAUUUGGAGCUUUUGAUGCAACCCAAACAUGUUUCAUUCUUGCCUACCUCGAAAAGGACACUCGAAACUUUAUACUUCAAACUUCGAUUCGAGGUUCCCGUCCUAGUGUUCGGUUCAAGUCUAAAAAAUUCGAGCCGAAUCGCUGGUACCAUAUUUGUGUUGUUCAAAAGAGACCCAAGCCAAUGUCUUCUUCCCGUGCAUCUCUUUUCAUAGACGGCGAGUUUGUUGAACAACUGAAGAUCGAAUACCCAUCCGUUCCUAUAAGCCAUCAUUCAAGCAAGCCAUCGCGCGUGCAGGCAUUCUUUGGCACCCCUCAAGACCUGGCAAUGCGUCUCGGAAAAGGCGUGUCCACUUCCCGGUGGUCACUUGCCAAUGGAAUGCUUUUCGACGAGGCUUAUAGCGACGACAUGGUAGCUGUUUUCUACAACCUUGGGCCUCGGUAUUAUGGGAACUUCCAGGAUUGCUUGGGCUCCUUCCAGACAUACAAGGCAUCUGCGACUCUAAACCUGCGGAAUGAACAUCUUCAUCCGGGUAAGGAGGAAGCCUCGGAUAUUGUCACUGCCAUCCGUAGACGGGCGAGUACAUUAAUCCGUGAAAGCUCGAUUUUGAUCAAUGUCUCUUCCGUCGCCGUUCUUGACGACGACGAUAGCAAUAAUGUCGACGAGUCACAGUUGAUAAAAUGUCUCUCACGGCAGGCAGCGAAGAGUCUGCAUCAGCUAACAAAGUCGGGUGGCAAUGCAGUUGCUGUCAACGGUGCCGCCCCGGCUAUCAAUGACGGCUUAACUCAGCCUCAGGGGGGUGGCUGCGCCGCCGCCCAUCUCAGCUUGAUCAAAGCAGCAAGAACUCCCGAGAGCACCCGCAUGGCCGUGGAAGCUCUCUACGAAGCAGUCCAGGACAACUGGAGAAACAGCGAAGCCAUGGAAAGAGAGAAUGGCUAUGGUAUUCUUGCGGCCUUGUUGCGAGAAAAGCUUGGAUUCUCGAUGGGCAAUUCCUCGACCGCGUCCAAAAUCCCUGUGGUCACUUCUGAUCCCCACGAGCUGGGUUCCAUAAUGCUUGAUCUGUUGCGUUUGACUCUCGGGUUUGUUGGCUACGACUUCGAAACGCCCAAUCGCUCCAUUAUCACAAACCCGCUCGCCUACCGUGUCCUGCUGGUGGACAUGGACGUCUGGCGAUUCGGAGAAUCUCAGGUGAUUGGGUUGUAUUACUCUCAAUUCCGCACGUUUGCCGCCGAUAGCAACUAUCGCCGAUUUAACGCCAGGCGUCUUAGUCGUAUGCGUGUCAACAAAAAGUUACUGGAAACUUUGAAGGGUGGAGAGCUGACCGAAGAGUCUCUCCAACCUUGCUUAUCCGCAUUCCGCUCAUUGAUGGAGAGCAGUCCCUCUCCAGACCUUCUCCGAUCACUAGCUUUGUCCAUCACAUAUGCACUCCACAAGCCGAAGACUCCGGCAACUCUUCAGAAAAAGAAGAGCCUUCGGUACAUCGCUACAUCGCCUCGACCUGCGUCGGCGAAAUCAGAAAGCAAAUAUCUUCCCAGCGUGACUUUGGGCAUUGAAAUGCUACGGCUCUAUUCUUCCGUGUUGUGUAACCCACAUGAUCCUACGCCAUUGAGAAAAUUUGCCAAGGCCGUUACAAACAAGUGGCUUCUUUAUCUCAUGUGUGAGGAUGAGCCGGAGGUUGUGAUACUUGCAACACAGAUUUUGGCCCGCUUAGUCGUGGUCAUUGGCAGUGGAUACAGCAAGAAGUUCGCGGAGAAGAGUGGUGGAUACAUCAUUCUUGAACAUCGUCUGAAGAGAUGGUGGGAUGUUCCCGCAUUAUGGCCUAUUUGCCUUUCUAUCUUUUUCGGUGUCGAUCAUGCUUUGCUGAAUCUCGACAAACCCCUCGACCCGUCCGAGCUGCUCAGGGCUUUUCUGAUUGAAGGCGAUGUAAAGGUCGUCUUCCCAGAUAUGCUGCCCGUCAUUGUGAAUAUGUUGAAAAGCGGGGUGCGUAAUUUGACCAUGGCAAAUGAUGCCCAAGAAGACACUCAAGGCUCUUUGGAAGAGCGUGCCACCAAAUGCGACAAACCAAGAAUGAACUCUCUCAAGCUUCCUGAUUCUACUCCCUCAGACCAAAACAUCCAUGGCGUUGCUCUUAUCAAUUCGGUUGUUCGAUUUUUAGAAGAAGCACGCACUAGAUCACCAAGCUUCAGGGAUUUCACUGCACAAUCUACUUACGUGCAGGAACUACUCUCUGUGGUCUAUCCUGUUGUUGUUGGUGCUGAUACCGUCAGCCCAAACACAGAACUGAAUUUCCGACACAGCGGACUCAGCUUCGAUGACAGCAACCUAGUACUACGACCGCGCUCGAGUACUAAUAAUGCGUCGACAGCUUUGCAGACGUCCAUGGUUGACUCCUUGGGCAGUGCUGAGGAAAGCACUGGUUCUUUGAAACGUGGUUCAUCCUUUAUUCUGGUCUCCCCUGAUAAAUGCAAGCACCAGGCCUCUUCUGCACGGAUACGGCGGUUUAUGAACCCAUCUUUUAUUGGGAACAAAGCUGCCAUUGGUCAUCCCGUCGUCAAGGCAGUCUUCAGGCUUGUUCUGGCCGUUUUCGAGGAUCAGCUUUUAGAGCGCAAAGACUUUUCGGGCCUUGGUCUCUACCUGAAGACCCCGCCCGGCUUUCUGGAACACCAGGCAUAUUUCAAUUCUUGGGUUCUUGGCUGUGUGCUUUCGGCAUUGCAAGAUCUUCCUCUGGUCCGACCAGGUCUGCUUCAUGAAACCCGGACACUUACGAACCUCGGCCGCUUCGCAACACAUUUGACGGAGGCAGUAUACGAAGGCUGGUUUAUUAAUGGGGCAUCGUCCACACUUGAAUUCAUUGGUACAAUUUUGGAGUAUCUCCAGCGCCCGGACAUAUCUCAGUUGAAGAGCAUUCGUUUAUGUAGCCAGGCUACCGGAACGAUUCGCUCGACUCUGUACAAAGUUAUCUUAAUUCAGUUGUCAGAGGCAGACGACACUGAAACCGUGACAUUGCUAAACCGAUUGAACUACUGGCAGGUGGUCCUUUUCUCGGCGGCUGAAACCCAAUCAAAACAUUUACACCUGCUAUGCUACCUGCUGUACACCAAACUAAUCAGCACAAAUGGCGAUGUCCGCUUGGCUGCUACCCGCUUAUGGAGAAUCAUAUUGGUACAGGCGCCGGGUGGAAUAACAACACUUCUCAGCCAUGGCUCUGUCUCUCUCCAGCGGCGGUUGGCUGACGGAUUUGAUGCUCUUUCCGGAAUGGACGACGAAGCUUUCCUGCUAUGGAUCGAUGAACAGCGCGACGAUCUGGAUGCCUUGUUCUUCGGUGUAUUUUCUCGAUCGUGGGACACCUUCGUCUACGAGGAGAAUACAAGCAUCGAGGAGUCCGUCAAGUCCCGAGUAUCGAAACGUAAAGACAAACUCAGACAAUGGGCUCAGAUCGAGAAAUUCGAUGAAGACAUGACACGAAAACACGAGGCUACCUUGCCACAUUGGAUCUCGAAUAUCGCAGCAUCCGAAUUUUUGAAGUCUCAAAGAUUCUUGCAAGAUCUUCAGGAUAGUUCUACUUUUAUGUGGUCAGCUUUUUCCGACUUGCUGCUUGACCUGCGACGACCAGGUGGUCUUCUCGCAGAAGAAAAGAGAGGAGAUGAUGAGUCAGGUGAGCGACAGGACUAUCAGCCCAAGCGUAAAGCCUCCGAGCCUCCAGCAAUCAAAAUCGACACCCGCAUACGUGCACUCUCAGAGGGUGAGACUCUAACGGCGCCUCAUGCUCUCCCAGGGGAACCUGAGAAUGAGAGAAGCGGGUCACCGAACGGUGAUGCCGACAACCGCAGCCUUAUGGAGGAUAACUUCGAGAUGAUUGACGAUCCUAAAAUUGAGCUCGAAGACUAUGAAGAUAGAAACCGGAAGGUGAUGCGAUCUCUCCAACGUGGUGACCAGGUACAAAGCGUGUGUAAUCUGUCUCGAAUCAUUGGUCUAGAAGCUGUGGAAGGUAUCUCGAUCCUCGGCAAGGACUGCAUCUAUAUCCUCGACAAUUUCUUCCAGAGAGCAGAUGGUGAGAUUGUGAACGUCUGGCAAGCCCCCAAUGAGGAACGAGAUCCGUAUGUGCGCAUGAUUUCUGGUCGCGAAUCAAAUGACAUCCGCUCGCAGGAGCAUCAGACAAGGAGCUGGAAAUGGUCUGAUUUGGUCAGCGUUUCCAAGCGUCGCUUCCUCUUCCGUGAUGUUGCUCUUGAGAUAUUCUUUACCGAUGGCACCAGCUAUCUGCUGACAUUGCUGUCGGCACGAGCUCGAGACGAUCUGUGCAACCAGCUGGCUACCAAGGCACCACAGGUCACGGGAAGCGCCGGACACUCACGACCAGAAGACAUCUGGCGAUUUGAAACGCUUCGCAGUCAAGAUGAUGCACCACAGUCCCUCGGGUCUAAAUUUGCUAGUGUCUUCGGUCACCUUCCGGCAAAUCCAGCAACCCGAAAAUGGGUCAAGGGUGAAAUUUCCAACUUCCAUUAUCUGAUGUUGAUCAACACCUUUGCUGGGCGUACGUUCAACGACUUGACUCAAUACCCCGUUUUCCCAUGGGUUUUGGCAGACUAUACAAGCGAGGAACUUGACCUUACCAACCCGGCCACAUUCCGAGACCUAUCAAAGCCUAUGGGCUGCCAAACGCUAGACCGAGAAAUGGGCUUCCGUGAGCGAUACAAUGCUUUUGCUGAGAUGGGUGACGAUGAUUCUCCCCCUUUCCAUUAUGGAACACAUUACUCUUCCGCCAUGAUUGUCAGCUCCUACCUCAUUCGGCUGCAACCAUUCGUCAAGUCAUAUCUUUUACUCCAGGGGGGGCUCCUUUGA